CGCAAUAUGACUGAAGUACCGUUAUUCCCUGGAUCUGUGCGCGUACGCUCAGUGCGUUCUAACUUUGGAUAAACUCAUUGCGCAUCUCCAAGGAUCUGGGAACUUUUAUUUUGGCUUUGUGUCACAUUGCCAAGAAGAAAGGAAAAAAAAGGCAAACUGAAAAGCUGAAAUAAAACUUUCCUGAUCUGCAGGGAUCAUUUUCCCCAUCCAGAGGAUUUUGUUGCAGCUGGAUGAAAUAACACUUGUGGAGCACUUUUGGGACACCUCAGUGCGGAUAGAGGGGAAGAGCUGCUGCUGCUUUUCUCAUUGAAACCCUUUAGUGGAAUACAAUGCUGCGGAGGCUCCAACUUUAGGAAAGUUGAUGCAUCAUCGGCAUGGACUCUGUCUGAGAAAGGUGGACAGGUUGACUGACCAUGGCGCUCACAGUUAGAGGCUUUGGCCGGUUUCAUUUGAUUCUGCUGAUGCUGUGGACUCUGCAGCGCAGCCGCGCAUCCAGCCAAGUCCGUCAGGAGUUCCGCGUCCCGGAGGAGCAGCCCGUGGGAACCUAUGUGGGCACCAUAGAAACCAAACCCAGCUUCACCUACCGCUUCAGUGAGAACCACAAACUUUUCGCCAUCAACGGCACCACGGGAGUCAUAACAACAUCAUCGGUGAUUGACAGAGAAGUUCUGCAAAGUGAUGUUAUCAACGUGGUGGUGCUGUCCAGCCAGCCCACCUACCCCACAGAGGUCCGAAUCGUGGUUUUGGAUAUUAAUGACAACUCUCCGGUGUUUCCAGACGCGUCUAUAGUCGUGUCCUUUAAGGAGGACGCCAGCAGUGGGAGACAAGUGAUCCUGGACACUGCCACGGAUUCUGACAUUGGAAGCAACGGAGUUGAUCACAACACUUACAGGAUAGUGAAGGGCAACGAGCAGAGCAGGUUCGAGCUGGGCAUUACAGUCAAUCCCAGCGGGGAGGGAGCAUUCCUGCACCUCGUUUCAACCAGAGGUCUGGACAGAGAAGCGACUCCCUUCUACCAGCUCCUGAUCCAAGUGGAGGACAAAGGAGAGCCGAAAAAGUUUGGUUACCUGCAAGUAAACGUCACCAUUCAGGAUGUUAAUGACAACCCCCCUGUUUUUGAGCAAGAUCAGUACCAGACCAGCGUGUUUGAGGAUGCUGCUGUAGGCUCCAGCAUCCUGCAGAUCACAGCAUCAGAUCAGGAUGAGGGAGCCAAUGCUGAAAUCAGGUACUUUUUAGAUGAGGGGACACCCUUCCAAAUUGAUCCUAAAUUAGGAACAAUUAUUAUUAAAGAAGGUUUGGACUAUGAGAGUAAGAAAGAGUACUCUUUGACCAUUCAUGCUGUAGAUAAUGGCGUUCCUGCUCUGUCAGGUCGGACAGAAGCCACCAUUAAACUUUUAGAUGUUAACGAUAACGACCCCGUUGUGAAGUUCAGGUAUUUUCCCACCACUUCUAAAUUUGCUUCUGUUGAUGAAAAUGCUCAGAUUGGGACAGUUGUAGCCCUGCUCACAGUUUCAGACUCAGACUCAUCCACAGCUAAUGGCAACAUAUCUGUUUCAAUCUUAGGUGGCAACGAGCAGAGACACUUUGAAGUGCACACCUCUCCUGUGCCUAAUUUAAGUCUGAUUAAAGUGGCAAGUGUGUUAGACAGAGAAAGGAUUUCCUCAUACAAUCUGACUGUUUCGGUUUCAGACAAUGGCAAACCUAUGGCCAGAUCCUCCUUUGCCAGUCUGGUUAUUUUUGUAAAUGAUAUCAAUGAUCACCCUCCAAUAUUUCAGGAAACACUGUACAGAGUAGACAUCAGUGAAGACACCCCCAAAGGCAGCUACAUUAAAGGGGUUUCUGCAACAGAUGGUGAUUCUGGGCAGAAUGCCAACCUGAGAUACUCCCUGGUUUCUGGAAACGCUUUGGGCUGGUUUUCCAUUAGUGAAAACAGUGGCCUGGUUACCAGCGCUGCUCUGCUGGAUAGGGAAAUUGCAUCUGAAGUUGUCCUCAACAUUAGUGCCAAAGACCAGGGGCUGCAGCCUAAGAUUUCCUACACUAAACUGAUAGUCAACAUCACAGACGUGAAUGACCAAGUGCCUACAUUUACCCAGAGCACAUAUCAUGUUUCCCUGGUGGAGCAUGCUCCCGCUGGUUCUGAGCUGGUGCUUCUGUCAGCAUCAGAUGAUGACCUUGGGGCAAAUGCAACUAUCCGAUUCUCAUUUGAUGCAGAGACACCUGCUAACAUCCAGGAAGUGUUUCGUCUGGAUGCUGUGUCGGGCCGAUUAAGCACAGCCAUGGAGGUGGACAGGGAGGAUCAGGCCUCAUAUUUGCUCUGCAUCCGUGCAGCAGACGGAGGCAGCCCCCCUUUGCACUCUGUGGGAAAUGUAAACAUCACAAUUUUGGAUAUAAAUGACAACAGGCCAGUGUUUUACCCUGUACAGUAUUUUGCAAAUGUGAAAGAAAAUGAGCCUUCAGGUUCCUAUGUGACAACCGUUUCUGCCACAGAUCCUGAUUUAGGACGAAACGGAACUGUUAAAUAUAUAAUUACAGAGGGAGACACUUCCAAAUUUCGUAUUAACAGCAAUACAGGGAAAAUCACAACCCUAGUACCCCUGGAUAGAGAAGAGAAGACUGCCUACCAGCUGCAGGUGACAGCAGCUGAUGGCGGAAACCUGCGCUCAAAAACCCAGGCCAUUGUGACUGUAACUGUAAUAGACACACAGGAUAAUCCACCUGUCUUCAACCAGAGGGUGUACAGCUUUGUGAUGUUUGAAAAUGUGGCUCUUGGGUCAGUCAUAGGCACUGUGUCGGCAACCACGCUGGAUUUGAACACAAACAUUUCCUACCUGAUCACCUCAGGGGAUCAGAGGGGGGUUUUUGCUGUAAACACCGCAGGUCAGAUCACAGCAGCGAGUCAGAUAGACAGAGAGGAGCAAGGAUUUUAUCAGCUUAAGGUUGUAGCCAGAGCUGGGGAGAUCACAGGAGAGGCCUUUGUGAAUAUAACUGUGAAGGACUUAAAUGAUAAUGCUCCUCAUUUUAUUCACAAUAUGGAGCAUGUCAGCGCUGUGGAAAACUGGAGGACAGGACAUGUUAUAUUCCAGGCGAAGGCCUCAGAUCCUGACGAAGGUCCGAAUGGCAUGGUGAUUUACAGCCUUAAAGAGAACCCAAAAGGCCUGUUUCACAUCCAUGAGCGGCAUGGUCUGAUCACACUGACCGGCCCCCUGGAAGUAACAACAAGCUCCUAUGAAAUCGAAGUCCUGGCUGCAGACAUGGGGGUUCCUCGCCUCACCUCCAGCCUAAUCCUGAUCAUCAGUGUUUACGAUGUGAACGACAACUUGCCCGUCUUUGAUCAGCUCUCAUAUGAGGCUGUCAUUUUUGAGUCUGAACCUGUCAACAGUAGGUUCUUUAAAGUGGAGGCCACCGAUAAAGACUCUGGUCUAAAUGGGGAGAUUAUGUAUGACAUCAUCACCGGUAACAUUGGUGAUGUGUUUGGUAUUUUUCCAGAUGGGCAGCUAUACAUUAAAACUGAGCUGGACAGAGAAAUUCAAGACAGAUAUAACUUGGUGGUUGUUGCCAAAGACAGGGCUGUAGAACCGCUAAGCUCCUCAGUGAACGUCACUGUGAUCCUGGACGAUGUGAACGACAAUCGUCCUCUGUUUAACAGCACUAAUUAUGUGUUUCAUUUUGAGGAGGAGCAGAAGAGAGGAUCAGUUGUUGGGCAGGUUUUUGCUGAGGAUAAGGACUUUGGUCCCAACAGUGAGAUUAGAUACAUAUUUGAGACCCCACAGCCCAACUUUGAGCUGAAUGCCAUUACCGGAGAGCUGACCAGCACUCUGCAGCUGGACCGUGAAUCACUAAUGAGACAAAGGGGGGCCGCAGUGUUCAGCUUUGUAGUUGUCUCAUCAGAUCAGGGUCUCCCUAAACCCCUAAAAGACCAGGCUAAAGUUCAGGUUUACAUUCAAGACAUCAAUGACAAUCCACCAAAAUUCACCAAAGACAUUUACCAGGCCUCCAUCUCUGAGUCGGCUCAAAACAUGACUCAGCUGCUGCGUGUCUCUGCUUCAGAUGUGGAUAUAAACAAAAAUGGACUUGUUCAUUAUUACAUCUCUGAGGGCAACGAGGAAGGCCAGUUCAUGAUAGAUGACAACUCUGGACAGUUGACUUUAGUCGGAAAGCUUGACUAUGAAACCACUUCUUCUUACUCUCUGAAAAUCAUAGCUGCUGAUGCUGGAACAAUUCCAUUGUCCUCCUCUUGUCUGCUGAGCAUUAGUGUCCUGGAUGAAAAUGAUAACUCCCCUUCCUUUCCUAAAACCUCUCUUUUUGUGGAUGUGUUGGAGAACAUGAGGAUUGGGGAACUGGUGGCUUCUGUAACAGCUACGGAUGCAGAUUCAGCUCAAAAUGCAGAUAUAACAUACAGCAUCACAGCCACAAACAAUCAUGGCACUUUCAGCAUCAGCCCAAACACCGGCAGCAUUUUUCUGGUUAAAAAGUUGGACUUUGAAACACAAUCAGUUUAUAAACUUAAUAUCUCUGCAAAGGACAACGGCAGACCAUCCAGAUCCUCAUCCAUACCUGUGAUCAUUCAUGUCCGUGAUUUUAAUGACAAUCCUCCAGUGUUUGCACCCGGAGACAUUUUUAAAUCCAUCCCUGAAAAUCUUCCUCUCUCAGCCUCUGUUAUGACCAUUACAGCUCAUGACACAGAUGCAGACAUUAAUGGGCAGCUGGAAUACUCGAUUGUCCAGCAGAUUCCUCGAGGGAACCACUUUAGCAUAGAUGCAACCUCUGGUCUCAUUUACACUAACAAGGAAAUUGACAGGGAGUUCUCCAAUCUGUUUGAGCUAACCAUCAAAGCUACUGAUCAGGCUGUUCCAGCUGAAUUCCGGCGAUUCGCCUUGAAAAAUGUUACAAUAUGGGUCACAGACCUAAACGACAACGUUCCAACUUUUGUGUCCCAGAAUGCUCUUGUUGCCGAGCCAAACAUUGUUAUCGGGUCCAUCCUAACAACGGUGAUGGCCCUUGACCCUGAUGAUGGUGAAAACGGGGAAGUGGAGUAUGAGCUUUUGGAAGGAGAUGCAGACACCUUUGUUAUGGACAGGUACAGUGGGGAUAUUCGCCUGGCUUCCCAGCUUGUACCGUCUCGACUCAUGUACACUCUGACAGUGUCAGCAACAGACCAUGGUUCUGACCCUAAGACUUCCAGAACUGAGCUAACCAUCAUCCUUCAAGGGAUGGACGGACCCGUUUUCUCUCAGCCCAAAUACAUAACCAUCCUUAAAGAAGGUCAACCACCAGGCACUAAUGUCAUCUCCCUGGAUGCCUCAAGUCCAAGGGGCUCUUCAUCAAGAGUGGAGUAUUUCAUUGUUGCAGUACGCAGUGGCGGAAAAGCUGUGGGACGCCUUUUCACUAUCGGACGCCACACUGGAGUGAUACAGACAGCUGCGGAGCUGGACAGAGAACAAGGGUCUGAUCUGUAUCUGGUGGACGUGUACGCCAUCGAGACAGAUGCCAGCCAACCCAGAACACAGCGAGCUGAGGUGGAAAUCACUCUGCAGGACAUCAAUGACAACCCACCUGUUUUUCCUAAUGAUAUUCUUGAUGUGACCAUUGAAGAGAAUGUCGGCGAUGGCUUCAAGAUAAUGCAGCUAACAGCCACAGAUGCAGAUGAGGGUCCCAAUGCUUUAGUGACUUACACCAUCAUUAGUGGAGCCGAUGACAGCUUUCGCAUCGACCCUGAAUCCGGUGACCUGAUCGCCACCAAGAAGUUGGACCGAGAACGCAGGUCAAAAUAUUCCCUCCUGGUGCGAGCAGACGAUGGAAAGCAGUCCUCAGACAUGAGGCUGAACAUCACUGUCCAAGACGUCAACGACCACACGCCCAAGUUCUCCCGUGCGACGUAUUCAUUUGACAUCCCAGAGGACACGGCGCCAGGCUCCAUUGUGGCGGCGAUCCUGGCUAGCGACUCUGACUCAGGGUUGAACGGGGAGAUCACAUACUUGCUGGAGGAGGACGAUGAAGAUGGGACCUUCCUCCUCAACCCAGUGACGGGGGUCUUCAAUGUGACGCGUCCAUUAGACUACGAAGCCCAGCAGUAUUACAUUAUUACUGUGAGAGCCGAGGAUGGCGGCGGGCAGGCCAGCACGGUCCGGGUAUAUUUCAACGUGCUGGAUGUGAACGAUAACUCCCCAGUCUUCGACACGACGGUGUACAGCGCCUCUGUCUCCGAGAGUCUGCCGCCUGGAUCCAGUAUCGUCACCGUUACGGCCAGUGAUGCUGAUGAUGGUCCAAAUGCCCAGCUUCUUUACAAAAUUUCAUCUGGUGAUCCUCAUGGCCACUUUUUCAUCUCCAAGGAAGGUGUUCUCAAAACAAAGAAGGCACUUGACCGGGAAACCCAGUCCUUCUACAACCUGGUGAUCACUGUCAAUGACCUGGCACUGCCUCCCGCCUCUCGCUUCACCAGUACCGCCCAGGUGUCAGUCAUCCUCCUUGACGUCAACGACUGUCCUCCCAAUUUCACCUCCCAGAAGAUGACUUACAUUCAGGAGAACACGCCGGUGGACACUGUGGUGUUUACCGCCCAGGCCACAGAUGCUGACAGCGGACCAAACAGCUAUGUGCAGUACUCCCUCAGCGGACCUUUUCGUAACAAGUUUAGCAUUGGCAUGAUCGACGGAGGCGUCAGGUUGGUUGGAGAGCUAGACAGAGAAGAACUUUCCAACUAUACACUCACGAUUGUCGCCACAGAUAAAGGUGAGCCCCCUCUCUCCUCCACCAUGGAUGUGAUUAUGAUGGUUCUGGAUGUCAACGACAACACACCAAGCUUCUCCCAGAACAUCUACGACAUUGAGAUCGAGGAGAACAUCUUGACUGGCACUGAUGUCAUCCAGGUCUUUGCCACUGAUGCAGAUGAGGGCACAAAUGGGCAGAUCCGGUUCUCUAUCGCCAGCGGGAACACCAACAAUGAUUUUCGGAUCGAUUCGGUCACAGGGGUGAUUUCAGUAGCCAGACAGCUUGACCGUGAAGCACAUUCGUCCUAUUCACUGGUGGUCCAGGCUUCAGACCGUGGAAGUAGCCCCAGAGUGGACCGCACAACCGUCAACAUCAUUUUAUUGGAUAUUAAUGACUGUCCACCAGUGUUUGAGCUCUCUCCGUACACCAUCAACGUCAAAGAGAACCUUGAGAACUUACCAAAAAACAUCCUGCAGGUUGUUGCCAGAGAUGACGACCAAGGCGCCAACGGACAGCUGAGCUACAUGCUUAGUGGUGGGAACGAUGAAAGAGCGUUCACUCUGUCAUCCAGCGGUCAGCUGAGUGUCACACAGACUCUGGACCGGGAGACUAAGGAAAAAUACAUCCUGCUUAUAACAGCUACUGACUCAGGUUCUCCAUCCCUCAGUGGUACGGGCACGGUAACUGUUCUGGUGGACGAUGUUAACGACAACAUUCCUCUUUUUACCGCUUCCACUUUUCACACAACUAUCAAGGAGGAUGCCCCGACAGGAACGGACGUGCUUCUGGUCAACAGCUCAGACGCAGAUGUGGGCAAAAACGGCGUUAUAAGCUACAGUCUUAGCGGGGGACACGGCCAGUUCUCUAUCAACCCUGCAACAGGACAGAUUAUUACUAGCUCCCUCCUGGACCGAGAGGAGAGGGCCAAUUACCAGCUGCUGGUAGUUGCAACAGAUGGAGGGCAGCCGGAGGGCUUGUCCAGCUCUGCAACUGUAUCUGUGACGGUGGCCGACAUCAAUGACAACCCUCCACGUUUCCAUCAUCACCCCUAUGUGACCCACAUCCCUACCUCCACCACAACAGGCUCCCUGGUUUUUGCUGUCACUGUCACAGAUGAGGACGCAGGCUCUAAUGCCCAGCUACACUACUCCCUGAUGGGUCGAAACUCUGAGAAAUUUAAGAUUGACCCAGUAAGAGGUGCCAUCACUGCCAAUGAGAGGCUGUCUGGCAGUUCAGAGGUUACCCUGACAGUUCGCGUAAAGGACGGUGGAGCUAACCCAAGAAUGGAUUCGACCACCGUGACAGUGAGAUUUGUCACUGGAGGAAGCUUCCCCGUAAUAAAGCUAAAGGAACGGGCAUUUACCUUUCUGGAGAAUCAGCCAAUAAACCACAUUGUUACAACAGUAACAGGCUCCUCUAUGAGAGGUGGACCACUGUCAUAUUACAUAGCAAGUGGCAAUAUUGAUAAUGCUUUUCACAUAGAUCAGCUUUCAGGGGAGUUAUCGAUUAGACAUCCACUUGAUUAUGAGCAGAUUUCCAAGUACGUUCUGUGGAUUGAGGCCCGAGAUCAAGGUUUCCCCCCUUACUCUUCCUAUGAGAAAUUAGAGAUAACAGUUCUGGAUGUAAAUGACAACCAUCCGGUGUUUGGCAACGACCCAUUUCACGCUGAAAUACUAGAAAACCUUUCACCCCAGAGUGUCCUUAUGGUCACAGCUGUUGAUCUGGACAGUGGUGCCAGUGGACAGCUAGAGUAUGCCAUUUCUGAGGGCAACAAGGAGAACAGUUUCAGCAUCAACCGUGCCACUGGUGAGAUAAGAUCCACCAGGCCGCUGGACCGAGAGAAAGUGCCACUUUACACACUAAAAGUGAAAGCCACAGAUCGAGGUUCACCACCAAAAAGCACGGCAGUUAAGGUUCUAAUUACUGUGCUUGAUGUGAACGAUAAUGCUCCCAGGUUUUCAAAAAUAUUUAGUGCAACAGUGGCUGAAAAUGCACCUGUUGGCUACACCGUUACCAGAGUUACCACAACGGAUGAGGACGCUGGUUCAAACGCAGUGAGCCGCUACUCUGUGACAGAUAAUAGCCUUCCAUUUAAUAUUAAUCCAAACACAGGGGAUAUAACUAUCAGCAGGCCACUUAAUAGAGAAGACACUGAUCACUACAACGUUAAAGUGUCUGCUCAUGACUCUGGCUGGACAGUAAGCACAGACGUAACAAUUUUCAUUACAGAUAUAAAUGACAAUGCGCCAAGAUUUAGCCGACCGUCUUAUUACCUGGACUACCCUGAACUCACAGAGGUGGGUUCAUUAGUCACGCAGGUCUCAGCCACAGAUCCAGAUGAGAGUGUUAAUGGCAAAAUUUUUUACUUCAUCCGAUCCCAGUCAGAGUAUUUCAGAAUCAAUGCCAGCUCUGGAGAGGUGUUCAUUAAGCAACAGUUGAAAUAUCAGAACUCAACUGGUCCUGGUAGUCUGAAUAUAAACAGGCAUAGCUUUAUUGUGACAGCCUCAGACAGAGCGGUGAAGCCUUUAAUGAGUGAAACAACAGUGAUUGUAAACAUUGUAGACAGUAAUGACAAUCCUCCUGAGUUCGAUUCCACCAGUUACUUCACCCCUGUAACUAAAAGUGUCAAAGUGGGCACCAGACUGAUGAAAAUCACAGCCUAUGACAGGAAAGAUUUUGGCCUUAAUUCUGAGGUUGAGUACCUUAUAACAGGAGGAAAUAGUUCAAGUAAAUUCAAACUAGACAAAAUCAGUGGGUGGGUAACAGUCGCUUCUUCCCUCACGUCAGAUAUAAAUAAGAUUUUCCUUAUUGACAUCACUGCAAGGGACAAAGGAAACCCUCCACUGUCUGCACAAACGACAGCAAGGAUUAUAGUGACAGAAGAAAAUCAUCACACACCAGAGUUCUCACAAAGUCAAAUAUCAGCCACAGUACCUGAAAGCCUUGCUGUGGGAACAGCAAUAAGAACUCUGUCUGCAAGAGACAAAGAUAAAGAAAUGAAUGGCCUAAUCACUUACAGUAUAACCUCUGGUAACGAUGAGGAGUAUUUUGCACUAAACAGUAAAACAGGUGUGUUAUCCUUAGCUCGUCCUUUGGACUAUGAAAAACAACAACAGUAUGAACUAAGAGUUUCUGCUUCUGAUGGUGGCUGGAUUUCCAAAACAAGUUAUGUCUCAGUCACUGUUCAAGUGACUGAUGUGAACGACAACCCUCCUGUUUUUGAUCCUGAUGAGUACUUCCCCUAUGUGCAAGAGAAUGUUCCCAGUGGCACCACGGUGCUCAAAAUGAAUGCUACAGACAGAGAUUCAGGAUUGAAUGCUGUCAUUGCAUAUGUAAUUCAGUCAUCAGACAGUGACUUGUUUGUUAUUGAUCCUAAUACCGGCACCAUCACAACCCAGGGCUUCUUGGACUAUGAGGCAAAGCAGAUCUACCAUUUAACAGUGAAGGCUUUCAACAUCCCAGAUGAGGAGCGUUGCAGCUUCGCCAACAUAAAUAUUCAGCUAAAGGGAGCCAACGAAUAUGUUCCUCGCUUCGUCUCGAAACAGUACUACUUUGAGAUCUCAGAAGCUGCUCCAAGAGGUACAGUUGUCGGAGAAGUGUUCGCCAGUGAUCGGGAUCAGGGAGCGGAUGGAGUGGUUUACUAUCUCAUUUUUGGAAAGAGCAGAAAGAAAGGCUUUGGUAUCAACAGGAUGACUGGUCAGAUUUAUGUCACAGGUACUUUAGACCGUGAGAAAGAAGAGAAAGUUUCUCUAAAGGUUUUGGCGAAAAAUGCUGGAAGUAUCCAUGGUGCAGAUAUUGAUGAGGUUUUUGUGAACAUCACUAUACUUGAUGCCAAUGAUCCACCUGUUUUUACUCAAGAUUUGUAUGAUGUGCAAGUGAGUGAAGGUCUAUCCCCUGGGGGGCUUGUCACUUUUGUAAGUGCUGAGGAUUCAGACUCAGUCCCCAGUUGGAGCAGGUUUUCUUACUCCAUCGCUCCUGAAUUUAAUACAAAUGUCUUCACAAUAAAUCCAAAAACAGGCCAGGUGUCUGUGGCUGCACAGCUAGACAGAGAGACAACUCCUAUUUAUAAUCUGACAGUUCUGGCAAUCGAUACAGGCACUCCCCCUGCCACCGGUAGCACCAUCAUCAUUGUGAAUCUGGAAGACAUCAAUGACAACGGCCCAACAUUGACAACCACCUAUGCUGAGGUGAUGGAAAACCAGAGAGCAGGCUCUUCAGUUACAACCUUGACAGCAUCAGACCCAGAUCUUCCCCCUAACCAGGGCCCUUUUCUGUUCAGUCUUUUGAAUUCUGGCUCUGCCAACAGCUACUUCAGGCUCAGCUCUACUGGUAUCCUAACGACCAGCCGUGAGAUUGACAGAGAGCAGAUUAGUGACUUCUACCUCUACGUGGUUAUCAAGGAUUCUGGUGUGCCUCAGAUGUCCUCUACUGGAACAGUUCACGUCAAGAUAAAUGAUCAGAAUGACAACCCUUCAGAGACCCGGUCCAUGGACAUCUAUGUCUACUACUUUGGAAACACCUUUGCUGGAGGUUCUUUGGGAGAUGUCAGACCACAAGAUCCUGACAUCCAUGAUCGGUUCCACUGCUCCCUUAUCCCUCCAUCUUCAGGUCUGUUCACUAUCCCUACAGGGACAUGCAACCUUAAAUCUAAAGCUCGCUCAACGGAUGGAUCAUUUGAACUAGCCAUUCGUAGCAGUGAUGGUGUCCAUGGAUCAGUCAGUAACACAGCCAAAGUUUUCUUCAUGGGGUUCAACAAUGCCACUGUGGACAACAGCAUUCUCAUCAGACUGCACUCUGAUGGAGUCAAAAGCUUUCUCACAAAUCACUACCUCAGCUUCUUACGCAUUGCCAACUCUCAGCUAGCAGGACUAGGUACAGGGGUGUUGCUUUAUGGAGCAUUUGAGCUCAACAACCAGACUUUUCUGAUGGCAGCUGUGAAACGGGGCCAUGGACAAUAUGUGAACCCCAGCGGCGUGGCCACAUUCUUCCAGAGUAUCAAAGACAUUUUAUACAGACAGAGUGGGGUGCAAAUAGAUGCAGUAGACCAUGAUCCAUGCACACAUAACCCAUGCCAGAACGGGGGCAGCUGCAAACGGCGUCUUAGUGUCGGGCCUGAUAUGAAGACAGAGGAAAGUGUCCCUGUGAUCCUGGUUUCCAACCACCCUCUGCAGCCAUAUGCCUGCAGCUGCAGGCCGGGAUAUGCAGGAGCCUUGUGUGAGAUGGACAUCGACGAGUGCCAGCCUUCGCCUUGCCACAAUGGUGGCACCUGCCACAAUCUUGUGGGGGGGUUUUCCUGCACCUGUCCUGAGGGCUUCACUGGGAUGGCCUGUGAGAGAGAUGUCAACGAAUGCCUUUCCAAUCCCUGCAAGAAUGGGGCUCUCUGCCAAAACUUCCCCGGGGGCUUCAAUUGUCUCUGCAAAUCCGGGUUUGCAGGCAAAACGUGCGAUUCCAUCAUCAAUCACUGUGAGUGUAACCCUUGUUUUAAUGGCGGCUCCUGUCAGAAUCGGUUGGAUGGAUAUUACUGUCACUGUCCGUUCGGGGUUUUUGGUAAACACUGCGAACUGAACAGCUAUGGUUUUGAGGAGCUCUCCUACAUGGAGUUUCCAUCUCUGGAUCCCAACAAUAACUACAUCUACAUCAAGUUUGCCACCCUGAUGAGCAACGCUCUGCUGAUGUACAACCACGACAAUCAAACAGGCGACAAGGCGGAAUUCUUGGCUUUGGAGAUCUUUGAGGGCAAGAUGCGUUUUUCCUUUAACCUGGGCAGUGGGACCUACAAACUGAUGACCAUGAUCAAAGUUUCAGAUGGCCAGUUCCACACAGUUAUCGCCAGGAGAGCUGGGAUGGCAGCCUCCCUUACCGUGGAUCUGUGUGGUGAGGACCAGGAACCAGGGUACUGCGCUGUUAGCAACGUGGCUGUACACACCGACUGGAUCCUGGAUGUGCACCCUAACCGGCUCUCGGUCGGCGGCGUCAGGUCGAUAGAACCCGUCCUUCACCGCCGUGGUCAGAUCGCCACCCACGACUUUGUGGGCUGCAUCAUGGAGCUCGCCGUCAACGGACGUCCACUGGAGCCCAGUCAGGCAUUGGCAUCGCGUGGCAUCCUUGACAGAUGCCCAAGACUGGAAGGAGCCUGCACUGCCAGCCCCUGCAGACACGGUGGAACCUGUUUGGACCACUGGUCUUGGCAGCAGUGUCAGUGUGUGGACGGCUUUACCGGGAAAUUCUGUGACAAAUACAUGACAGCAGACACUGCCCUGUCACUGGAUGGUACCGGCCGCCUUGACUACGCUCUGAAACAGGGCCCUAAACGUGAUGUCCUGCUAAGGCACGCGCUGCAGGGUGGGGCAUCUGAUGCAACCGGUCCAAGCAGCCUGGAGGUCAAGUUCAGGACGCGAAGCAAGAGCGGCACACUGCUGCACAUUCAGGAAAGCAGCAACUACACAACUGUUAAGUUGAGGAAUGGCAACAUCAAUUACAUCUCGGAUGCAGGUGUUGGUGGAAAGGUGGAGCGAUCUCUAGGAGACUCUGUACUGUCAGACGGCCAGUGGCACAUCCUCUGGAUGUUUAAGAAUGGCUCAUCGACUGUCCUCCAGGUGGACAGUGGACUCCCCCGACUCAUCCAACAUGCCACCCAAGACUUCGGAGGUCUAGGUGUUCUGACAUUCUCACUGGGUGGAAUCCCAACUGGGUCAGCACAACAGAAAACCGGAGCAGGUUUUGAUGGCUGCUUGGCAUACGUCAAGUACAAUGGGGAAAAUUUGCCAUUUACUGGCGAACACAGCCUUGUGACAUUAACCAAGACAAGUUCAUCUGUAAAGAUUGGUUGCAGAGGGCCUAACCUGUGUGAGAGCAGCCCGUGUUCAGAUGGCCUGAUGUGUAUCAACCAGUGGUACACCUAUCAGUGUGUCCCACCUGGUGACUGCGCCUCUAAUCCCUGCCAGAACCAUGGCAGCUGCAUGCCUGACUCAAAUUCAGGGUUCACCUGUAUCUGCUCUGAAUUCUACACUGGCAAGACUUGUGAAACUCUGGUGGCCUGUCUAGGUGUGCAGUGCCCUCAGAGUACUGUUUGCACCACAGCCGACAAUGGUGGCUUUGUCUGCAGCCUAAGUCCCACAGUAGAGGCCAUGGUUCUGCCAAUUUGGGCUGUGCCGGCUAUUGUUGGCAGCUGUGCCACCAUCCUUGCCUUGGUGGUGCUCAGCUUGAUCCUGUGUAACCACUGCAAAGACCGCAACAAGACCAAAGUGCCAAAAGAACCUAAGGAGAAGAAACCUAACGAGAAGAAAAAGAAGAAGAAAAAGAAGAAGGGAAGUGAAAAUGUUGCAUUUGAUGAUCCAGACAACAUCCCACCAUAUGGAGAUGACAUGACGGUACGAAAACAACCCGAAGGAAACCCUAAACCCGACAUUAUUGAGAGGGAGAAUCCAUACUUGAUAUACGAUGAAACAGACAUUCCCCACAACAAUGAGACUGUUCCUAGUGCUCCUUGUGCUCCUUGUAACGGACCAGAAGCAGAUAUUGAGCAUUAUGACAUAGACAAUGCCAGCAGCAUUGCACCGUCAGAUGCAGAUAUCAUCCAACACUACAAGCAGUUCCGCAGCCACACUCCCAAGUUUUCUAUCCAGAGACAUAGCCCGCUCGGCUUUGCUAGACAGUCUCCGUUACCACUUGGAGCAACAAGCUACACUUACCAGCCUCAAUACACACAGGCCCUCAGGUCAACUCCACUAAGCCACUCCCAUUCAGCCUGUCCUACCCCCAACCCUCUCUCCAGACAUUCCCCAGCUCCAUUUACAAAACCGUCUUCCUUCUACCGCAACACUCCCACCAGAGACCUCAACCUGGCUCGCCGUGAAGGCAGCCCACUGGAUAUGCACAAUGACAUGUGCCAACCUCCACCUAUGUUUAACUAUGCCACCCGGCUGGGGAGGCGUAGCAAGAGUCCACAGACAAUGGCUGGCCAUGGCCACACCUCCAGGCCAGGCAGCCGGCUGAAGCAGCCUAUUGAACAGAUCCCACUAGAGACAGGGCCUCCAGUGGGGCUGUCAAUUGAAGAGGUGGAGAGGCUUAACACACCACGUCCACGCAACCCCAGCAUCUGCAGCGCCGACCAUGGCCGCUCCAGCUCAGAGGAGGACUGCCGCAGACCCCUAUCAAGGGUCCGGAACCCAGCUGAUGGUAUUCCAGCUCCAGAGUCCUCAUCUGAGAGUGAUUCACACGACUCCUUCACCUGCUCAGAAAUGGAGUAUGACAGGGAAAAACCUGUCUCCUAUAGCUCCAGAGUUCCAAAGCUGUCACAAGUAAACGAGUCAGAUGCUGAUGAUGAGGACUAUGGCGGGAGGCUCAAGCAGAGGCGGUACUCUAGCCGGCGGGCAGAAGGAGGGCCUGGCAUUGCCCAGACACCUUCCAGUGAGCAGCACUACACCUUAUCCCACAAAUUGGGUCAGCAAGCUGGAGGCUUCAACUGGGACAAUCUUUUGAACUGGGGGCCUGGCUUUGGACAUUAUGUUGACGUGUUUAAGGACUUAGCCUCGCUACCUGAGGAUGCUGCAGCAAAAGACAUUGAAAUGAACAGUGGGGAUGGCUCUGUAACCAUUCUUAAUGAAGGAGAAGCUGAGCAAUAUGUAUGAAACUAUUUAUUACAGUGUUGUAGAUUAUUGUCAUUCUCCAUUUGAAAAAAGGAAGAUUGUAUAUUUUGUGAGUACAUUAAACUUUUUAUUAUUACUCAACAGCAAAAGACGACUUUUAAUGCAGUAAGGCAGAAAACCGGUGAAUGAUUUCACUGUUGCCACCUUGGAAGAGUUUACCAGUCUUUUCUAUGUUUAAACUAUACAAACUGUGCAUUCAUCUCUUUGAGGCCUCAUUACAGUAUAUCUAUCAAUACUGGGUGAGUUUAGGAGUAAAACCCUCCCCUGAAUUAAAUUUGGGAGUUUACAUUAUCCAUCCAUCCAUCCAUUUUCUAACACGCUUAUCCCGAGUGGGGUUGCGAGGGGUGCUGGUGCCUAUCUCCAGCAGUCAUUGGGUGAGAGGCGGGGUACACCCUGGACAGGUCGCCAGUCCAUUGCAGGGAGUUUACAUUAUCUUAAUGACAUUUUUUUGUUCCAUAUUACCAAUAAUGUUUCCCCUCCCAGAAGAAAUCGAGUCAAGAGAUAAGAGACCGGCUUAAUAUUGAUUCCGAGAAAGCCAAUACUGAACGGAAUAAAGGAAUCUUUCUUAAGGGGUGCAUUGUUAGUUUUGUAAAAUUAAGUAGAUGUGUUAGAUCUAGGAUUACCUGAUGCAGAGCUUCUGAAAAAUAAGCACUUAUGAUGUGUUGUUGCCCAAUGAUAUGAUCUCUUUCCGUCCAUCUUUGCCUUACUUUGGAUCCUCCCUUUAGACUGGCUAAACACUUCAAGAGUGAAAGGUAUUAACGUCUGCUGCCUUACAGACAUUUAAGGAUUCUGUUUCAUUGGCCUGAGGAGAUGUUAUCUUUUCGGGAAAAUAGAUUUUGCUAAAAUAUUGCAUUAACACUCUCUGACCAGCCAAUUGUCUCUCUGGCACUUAUGAAAAUGAAAAUGUUGAUCCUGUAAAACAUGACCCUAACUAAAACUCAUUGAACUUAUGUACAUUUCUUAUUAUUUUAUGAAAAUUCACAGUCAUUUGUCACAUCAGUGGUGUCCUUGUCUAUUAUGUUGACAUGUAUGGUUUCAACAUUUUUGUACUGUUUAUUAACUUAAAUUACUUUAGAUGUGUUUUUAUGCAAAUUUUCAUACGCUGAAGUGUUACAUUCUUACUUUCGGGGAAAGUAAGGUUGAUUACUUAUUUUUUACAUUUGUUACAUUACGUAACAUCAGUGUUUUCCACUUUUGAUAAACUAUAACAUGUUGUAUGCUUUGUACCUGUAAAAAGCCAAUAACAGAAUAAAAAUGGUAUUUAUUUAAAA
Messenger RNA from Cyprinodon tularosa, 16627 nucleotides. Its product is annotated as protocadherin Fat 4. Gene Ontology annotation, biological process: homophilic cell-cell adhesion. The record is from RefSeq and is a predicted model, not a curated record. Gene Ontology annotation, molecular function: calcium ion binding; cadherin binding. Lineage: Eukaryota; Metazoa; Chordata; Actinopteri; Cyprinodontiformes; Cyprinodontidae. The transcript has 17 exons. Gene Ontology annotation, cellular component: catenin complex; plasma membrane. The coding region runs from base 414 to 15338 and encodes 4974 amino acids.